AUGGACCCCGAAGAGUCAAUCCAAUGGACCAUGAAGGGUCAAACCAAUGGACCACGAAGGGUCAAUCCAAUAGACCGCAAAGGGUCAAGCACUAAAGACCUCGAUGUUUCAAUUAAUCCCAAUAGCCAUGGUGUUCCUGAGAGGCAGGGCAAGUGGAAAGUUACGACGCAGUCUAGGGAAUUUCUCAAGUCUAUCAAGCGAUACUACAGUAAUGCUUAUACUGAUGGUGAAAAGCAAGAUGCGAUUAAUUUAUUUUUAGGUUACUUCCAACCACAGGAAGGGAAACCUGCACUUUGGGUGCUGGAUUCUGAUUAUUAUCUUCAUGUAUCUGGGAUAGGAGAUGACCUUUUUAUCCCGGAUAACAGUUCCCUAUCUGAGGCUAAGCUUAUGGGAGCAAGAACUACUUUUGCCCCUAUUUCGGCUUGCAGAGAGGACUUCUCACGGUUGAAGCUGACAUCAUUUGAUAAGUUGAUAGAGAGAACAUGCAGUUCAAUACAUAAUGUAAGGCUUUUCGGUGAACCAGAUCAUAAACCUUGGAAUUCUGGAGUGGCACCUGAUGCAGCUGAAAUACAACUCAAAAGUCCAAACUGGCUUUUUGGCCAGAGGAAGUAUGAGGAAAGUAACUGUGCACCCAAGGUGGCUUCACAGGAAACUGCAAAUGGAAGGUGUCAAGAUGAGAAGAGAGUAGAUGGCUUGUGUGACCUCAAGUGGCUUUCUUUUAGCAGUGAUGUCAAUGAAAAGGAUGUCUUUAAGAGUUUUUGUUUUAAAAGCGAACAAGCCGAACGUUGUUUUGGAAACAACAUUCCGAUGUCUAAGAACAGUUGGAGAAGCUGUGGGAAGAUACAUUGUGUGGCGCUCAAUUCAUGUGCAACCCUUUUGAAUGCAAACUUUUGGAGUACGUGAUAUCUUCGCUUAUCGAUAUGGGAGCUUACUAUUGAUAUCAAAACAAGCCACAUUAUAUUUGUUUUUAUUUUUUAUUUUUUUAUUUCUAUUGCCGAUACUAAAAAUUUGAGUUCUUGAAUUUCAAAAAUUAUUAGUAUUGUUAAAGGUUAUUUUAUAUAUUUUUGUAAAGAAUAUUUGAUUGACAAUUGUUACAAGGUACAUAUAUUAUUCUUGGUAUAUGAUUUUUUGAA
Molecule: messenger RNA, 1133 nt
Organism: Camellia sinensis
Lineage: Eukaryota; Viridiplantae; Streptophyta; Magnoliopsida; Ericales; Theaceae
Source: RefSeq, a predicted model, not a curated record